GCCCCUCUUAGAUAUAAACAAACUCACCGCUCACGUUUCCUUCCUUCCUUCCUUGUUUGACCAAAGACGUAACGAAAGUCUGAAACUUUCUCCACCUCUCCCCUGAAAUUAAUCGCUCUUUGAUGGAUACAUCGCCUCUCCGAUCUCAUUCCUCUUCCAGACUUUUGUUGCUCUUCUUUUGUAGUGGUGUUCGCGCUUCGAUUGUUUCCGAUCGUUGUUUUCAUAAGUCCUUCUGACACAGUUCUAGUUUCCGCAAAGAACCAGCCUCCGACAAGACAACCACCAUGGGCAAAAAAACUCAGCGUAAGAACGCUCGGAUGGAUUUGCUUGAUAGUGAUGAUGAUACGAGUAGUAUAAGCUCUUCCUCCACCAUGCAAUCUGAGCGACCCGGCAUGGAUGAAGUUCAGGUUCACAAAGAUGUUAUGUUGGAUCAAUCCCUUGAUGCUCUCUAUGAGCAAAGGAGUUCAACGAGAGAGCAAGCUUUGGCCUCCAUUUUGAACGCAUUCAACAGCGACUUGCAGCAUGAGUUUGUCGAAAAGAAAUUUGCCACUUUGUUGCAUCAGUGUUUACACUGCAUCAAGAAAGGGUCCAUUAAGGAGACCUCGUUAGCAUCACAUGUUAUUGGGUUGCUAGCAUUGACUGUUGGACUCGGGGAUCAAGCACAAGAGAUUCUGGAAGAAUCUGUCACACCUCUUUCUCAGGCCCUUAAAUCGGGCCGUGAAGCCUUGAAAAUAACCUCGACUCUUGAGUGUUUAGCAGUCAUAACCUUUGUUGGCGGGGCCAAUCCAGAGCAAACCGAGAGAUCUAUGCAGAUUAUAUGGCAAAUGAUUCACCCCAAACUGGGUUCUAAUGUUGUUGCAACAAAACCUUCACCUGCUGUGAUAACUACUCUUGUCUCUUCCUGGGCGUUUUUGCUCACAACAGUUGAUCGAUGGACUCUAGGUCCCAAACUUUGGCAAGAGAUCGUAACUUAUCUCUCCUCACUGUUGGAGAAGGAUGACCGAUCUGUACGUAUAGCUGCUGGUGAAGCGCUUGCUCUUAUAUUUGAGUUGCGAACUCUAGAGAAGUUUGCUGCGGAAGCCAAAGGGUCUACUGCUAAUGGAUCAGUGAAAGAAGGAAGCGUGUCUCAGGAGGCAUUGAUGAACAUGCAUGGUGUGAAAUCUAAAGUCACUAACCAAGUUAGAGACCUCGCUGCGGAAGCAGGUGGUAAAGGUUCUGCCAAGAAAGAUCUCAACACGCAACGAAGUUUGUUCAAAGAUCUCGUUGAGUUUCUUGAGAAUGGAGUCGCACCUGAAACCUCUACAAAGGUUGGUGGGGACUCUUUACAGACGUCAACGUGGUAUCAGAUGAUACAGUUGAAUUUUUUGAAGCAUUUCCUUGGGGGUGGCUUUAUCAAGCAUAUGCAGGAGAAUGAGUUCCUACAUGAUGUAUUUAGUUUCACUCCAAAGAAAAUUGGUGGACAUUCCACUAUGUCUAGUGAAGAAAAGGUUGUUUGUUUGCUAGACUUAGUUCCUUUUAUUAUUUCUGGUUCUCAUUGCAUUAUUUGCUUUUAUUUGUGGCAGAGGUUGUUUAAAUCACCAAACUCAGCUCUCAACAAGGCGAGGACGCUGUUCUUGAACAAGCAGAGGAUGUUAGCUAAGAAUAUGAACGAUGGGCAUUACGCUGCGAUGGUGGAGAAUGAAUGAAUAAUGGAUUACUAUUUGUCUACUCUUAGAAUCAUAUGAUUGGUCCCUUCAUUAGAUAUGUGUAGCAUUUGAAGUCUUUUUUUCCAAUAAAGUUUUUGGAUGCGUUGCUCCUAUGAUAUAACAGUUGUUGCUCUUAGAGAGCCAUUGAUAAAUUGUAAUUUGAGUCGUGUGGCGUUGUCACACAAUUAUAGUCUCUUGACAUAUUA
Molecule: messenger RNA, 1891 nt
Organism: Brassica napus (rape)
Lineage: Eukaryota; Viridiplantae; Streptophyta; Magnoliopsida; Brassicales; Brassicaceae
Product: interferon-related developmental regulator 1
Exons: 12
Coding region: 285-1685 (466 amino acids)
Source: RefSeq, a predicted model, not a curated record